Molecule: messenger RNA, 2456 nt
Organism: Morone saxatilis (striped sea-bass)
Lineage: Eukaryota; Metazoa; Chordata; Actinopteri; Moronidae
Source: RefSeq, a predicted model, not a curated record
UGUGUGUGCUGUUAUUUCAUCUAUUUUCAACCCCAUGUCAUGUCAAUAAGUGAAAAAUGUACAAAACCCUUUCUUUAAAAAAUUUGUACAACUGUAACAUUUGUUUUGGUUAAUCAAUAUUUCAAGCAUUUUCCUCAUACCAGGUCACUUCCUGGUUUAUUCUCCUGACAGACAGAUAAAGAGUCUGUGUGUCACUGUUUGUAUUAGUUACUGUGUAGAGAGGCUGCAGUAUGUCGCUCUGUGUGCCGCUGCUGUUGAUGCUGCUUUCAUGCAGCUCCCAGGCGACUCAUUUCUUUGGGACAGUGAUGACCUAUUACCCAAAAGCGACCAGCACCAGUGGAUCUGUCACGGUGGUCCUUCGCUAUAAGCUGAACUUCCACUCAUGUACUGAUGUGGACACGUGGGACUGCUUGAAUGGGAACUGUGGGAGCCAGAGUUCUUUAGUGCUGAAUAAAGUCUACAGUGAGAGCAGUGGAGAGUGGUGCCAGAGAGAAGGAAUCAUGACUCAACAGGUUCCCAGCAACACCCUGUUUCACCUUUGGUUAGAUGGUGGUAACUGGAUAAAUAACAUCGUAAAUGGCAUUAUAUCAUGGAGAGCUGUGACUCAGGUGGAGCUGAGGAACCGGUCAGACACCAACAAACCCAACAGAUCACCCCAAACCACCGUACUUCCAGCUGUGAGAGUUCCUUCAAACUGUCAGAGAGAUUUCAACCUGCUGGCGUUUGAUCCUGAUGGAGACGAGGUUAAAUGCAGAUAUGGAAACACAUCACUGUCAGAGUGUAACCCCUGCACACCAGCGUCUGUUCUCAACCUCUCAUCAUCUUGUUCGCUGUCAUUCAGCCCCACCAAUAGCAGUAAUGAAGGUCCGUACGCCGUACAGCUGGUGAUGGAGGACUUUCCCAGGCAGACUAUCACUCUGAUUCAAACCAACGGAGUGCUGGUGAUGACAACUACCAACAACUCUCUCAGCAAAAUACCUGUCCAGUUUGUUUUAAAAGUGGACCCAGUGGUCCCAUCCUGCACAGAGGGACUCUAUCUGCCCAAGUUUCUGCCUCCAACACCAGCCAACAGAGCUCGGCUGUACACUCCUGUCAAUCAGACCCUGGAAAUCAGCAUCAAUGCGCAGGCAAAUAUCUCCACUUCAACAAAGUAUCACUCUGAGCUCCGAUGUGUCCUUGUAAGCGUUGGAAACGAGCCAUCACCAACUGCAACCCCAGAAACUCCACCACCAUCAAUCGUCGUAGGUCUGAGAGUGAAGUUUUCUGUUCCCUUUCCGGUGUCUGAUGACUACAUCAGUAAUAUUGUCAUACAACAGUUUAAAGAUGAACUCACGAGACUAGGCCUCCCAACAGACAUCGCUCUGAGCUUCGUGAAGAGAGUGUAACUGGAAGUAUCAACCACAGCGCCACUUGCUGGUUCAACUUCAUCAUCUAAGGACUCCUGCAGGGAAAUUUUGUUGAGCUUUUCUUACUGUAUUUUUAAAAGAAAUAGCAUUUUAAUCAUGUUUGAUCAUCAAGCUUCAUUUUUUAUAUAUAUAUUAUAUUUGGGGAAAUGGGCAUAAACAGGAGUCACAAGUUUUUGGAUUUACAGCCCGUGUGAGUGGAACCCUAUUAUUUAAGGCACAUUUGCAAAUGAGUCCUGUUGAAAAUUUUUGGUGGCAACAUAUUAUCACAGUCAAUAGAAACAUUCUUCACCCAGGAAACAAGGUUAAUUCAGUAGCUUUUCUGGAACUUCUAAUCAUAUCAAAUCAUCUUAUGUUCAUUAAAGUAUGUAAUUGGUCAUGUUCAGUUUUUUUUUGUAAACCUUUACCACUGUUAUUGUUGGUGUAUACAGUGAUGAUUUGGGUUAUAUAAUCAUGUGUCAUACACCUUUGAGUCUUUGUUUUCUAACUUUAUUACCUCAGAUAUCUAGGUAAAGGCUUUUUAUGUUGACUAGAUGACGAAAAGUAGCUGGUUUCGGGGACGGCUGCUGUGUCUCAAGCUCCUCCCCACAUUGGCUUUUUUUACUCAUUUUUUAUUGUAUUCAAGCUUUAUUUAACUGUAAUAUUCCCAUUGCGAUUCAAGAUCUCUUUUAUAAGGGAGUCCUGGCCAAGAUAAUUCAGAUAAAAGAAAAAACUGUCUUAAACACUUGCCCGUGAUCGAAGGUUACAACUACUAAUAGAGACAGUUUGGAAUCAGUAGAGAACAUAAAUAAGAAGGCGGCUCGUGUAAUAUGGCCUUAUAGAGAGAAAAACAUACCAGUGCUCCAUUCUACGACUCUAUAAGGAAGACAACUUACUCAUACAAUGAUGUACAUUUCUUGUUUCAUUCCUAUAUUUUAAUUUCUGGACCAUUUUAUGUCUUAAAUUCCCAUUUUUACCUGACUUUCUUUAAAUAAAGUGCCUGAAAUGAGCCAGUUCUCACUGAUUUUCAUCCACAUGAGUACCCUUACUUCUUGAUGUGUACUGCCACCUCCU